Schistosoma intercalatum is the source of this 564-nucleotide messenger RNA. NCBI's taxonomy places the organism in Eukaryota, Metazoa, Platyhelminthes, Trematoda, Strigeidida, Schistosomatidae. The record is from the annotation of a GenBank genome assembly.
AUGUCAAACAUACGCUUAGGGGAUUUCCUCAAAGAUAAUGUUUUGUAUCCAAAAGGACCAGGAUUAGGUGCAGCUCAGAUUUUAAACAAUGUAAAAUCGACUUUACAUUUUGGUACUUUGUCAUCGAUCGAUUCAUGGGAAUCGAAUGCCUACUUACUGUUCAUGCCAUUAGUUUCUGAUAGUCGUCCAGAAUUCCGUGGAAACAUACUUCGAGAUUGUAUGCUACAUUUACCUAUCCCUUUAAAAAUGCCAUCUACGGUGGCAGUUGGUCUUGAUGGUGUAGAAAGUCAACGAAAGGCUGAAGAGCUUUUGGGAAGACUGAAUAAUGAAACUGAAAGUUAUCAUACAAUAAAGCGUCCUUUCAAGCCAUUGUUGUAUACGGAUUCAAGUCUUUAUUGUACUUCAAUGCCGUUCACUGAUGCAAUGGAACUUGGUAGUCCAGGUGAUGGACUUAUUAUACGCCCAUCGAAACUCGGUUUAUUCAUUUUACAUGUAAGUGGAAAUUAUCCUCCAACGUAUAGUCUAAAUUCAUUGGAACGUUGUCUAGAAACUUUUGAUUUGUAA